AUGGCUAAUCCAUCACUUAGAACUAUUUUGACUAUCUGGAUGUUAUUGCUCAAGUUUCUUGUGCGGAUCAGAGUAAUGAGGAAAGGGAUAUUAGUUUGCAGAUCCUUAACAGAGCUAACUGAGCUAACUGGCAAUUUUGCAGAUCAACUUGGCCCCACUGUUUUUAAGGGUGUACUUCCCAACAAAAGGCCAGUUAUUGCUAAGAAGCUGAAUGAUGCAACUGCAAAUGAGAAGGAUUUCCGAGUGGCAGUCUCUACCUUAGGGGGAAUGCACCACCGGAAUCUUGUGUCAUUAAAGGGUUUCUGUUUUGAGGCGAAUCAUAGGUUUUUAUUAUACGACUAUGUUCACAGUGGCUCUCUAGAUAAUUGGCUCUUCAACAUGGAGCAAGGCCAGAAUGAUGGGAAUUGGCAACAGAGGUUUGACAUUGCUGUUGGAGUUGCAAGAGCCCUUGCUUAUUUGCAUUCAGAGUGUCAGGUAUGCGUAGCUCAUGGGAACUUUAAGCUCGAAAAUGUCUUGCUUGAUGAGAAGUUGGCCCCUAAGCUCACUGAUUUUGGACUUGGAAGCUUAAUCCAAAAGGAGGCAGCUUCCUCCUCGGAGUCGCCGGCAGAGAGAGAUAUCUACAUGUUUGGGGAGAUGCUGUUGCAAAUUGUGACACAUAGAAGAGAUAUUUUGAGUAACAGUCUGCAACAUUUAACUGACAGUAUGAAUGAAAAAAUGAACUUGGAGGAUUGCACGGAUUCUGAAGGAAUAUCAAGAGUAAUUGGGAUUGCCUUGUGGUGCAUGCAAAAUCAACCAUUUCUGCGACCUUCUAUUGUUGAAGUGGUUAAGGUAUUAGAAGGUACACUUUCUGUAGAUAGGCCUCCAUUCCCUUUCACUCUUAGACAAGAUCAGAUGGAUGAAGCUGCUUUAAGUGAGAUUCAAGUAGGCUCCUAG
Hevea brasiliensis (rubber tree) is the source of this 933-nucleotide messenger RNA. RefSeq names its product G-type lectin S-receptor-like serine/threonine-protein kinase At2g19130. Gene Ontology annotation, molecular function: ATP binding; protein kinase activity. Gene Ontology annotation, biological process: protein phosphorylation. The record is from RefSeq and is a predicted model, not a curated record. The coding region runs from base 1 to 933 and encodes 310 amino acids. The transcript has a single exon. NCBI's taxonomy places the organism in Eukaryota, Viridiplantae, Streptophyta, Magnoliopsida, Malpighiales, Euphorbiaceae.